CAAACUUUACUUUCGUUCCGUGCGGUUGACAUCGCAAUUUCGCCGGAGACGCGCAAUUCCCGUUAAGGGGCUACUUCAACAGCUGCGACUUAACGACCUACAGCUAGUUUUCGUUGUUUUGUAGUAAUUCAAACGACAUCUGACGAGAGACCCCAGCUGUCAAACAUAAUCUACACGAAUUAUUUCUGAUUUCGUUCUGGCAAGAAUCGCCGAGCGCACUAAUUGGUUUUGGAAAUUAAGAGAAAUUCAACGCAGGCAAUUAAGCGGAUCGCAGAUGCCGUGGCGAAGAUGAGUCGGAGUCUUGAGUCUUGUCGUCGUGGCCAGGCUCAUCUCGAUUCCGAUUCCGAUUCCGAUUCGGAUUCCGAUUCCCGGGUAGAAACGUGAGUGGAUGCAAGUGGUGCGAGUGCGCAAGAACACAAUGCUGGAGGUGGACAAGAUUCUGGAGAAGUGCGGCGACUUCAGCCGGCUUCAGCUGAUAAUGCUGCUGCUCUUCUGUGUGAUCAACGUGCUGUCGGCCCUGCACUACUACUCCCAGACGAUCAUCAGCUUCGUUCCAAAAUACUGGUGUGCAGACGGUUUGCCCGCCAACUUCGAACCGCCGGAUGAGUCAAGCUGCCUGCCCCUGGACAGGAAUAUUAGCAGUUCGAAUACCUGCUUUAGUUAUGACUACGAGCUCUACAUGGGCUACCAGAGCUUUCCCAGCGAGAUGGACUGGGUGUGCGCCGAUGCCUGGAAGCUCACCCUCGGCCAGUCCAUGUUCUUUGUGGGCUCUGUGGUGGGCUCCAUGGUGCUGGGCUACCUGGCGGACGUGGUCGGCCGUCUUCCCAUCCUGAUCGUGGCCAAUUUGAUAGCCAUGAGUGGGAAUCUACUGACCAUCUGGAGCACCAAUGUCACGCUCUUCUGCAUUUUCCGCAUGAUAUCGGGCAUUGCCACGGAUAGCAACUUUGUGAUGAUGUAUAUUCUGGUAAUGGAGUACAUGCGUCCCUCGGUUCGAACCCUUGGCCUGAGCAUCUGCAUAGGAUUGUUCUACUGUCUAGGCUCCAUGGCGGCACCCUGGAUCGCCGUGCUCAUGCGCAGCUGGCGGGGAUUCCUGCUGGCCACCUCCUUGCCCCUGCUGGUGGUGCCACUCUUCUACUUUAUAGUCCCCGAAAGCAUUCAGUGGCUGAUUUCGAAGCAGAAGUAUGAGAAGGCAGUGGUCUGCCUGAAGCGGGUGGCCAAGAUAAAUGGGCGGCGGGUGGAGGAGAGUGCCUUCGAGGAGUUCAUCGAGGAGUGCAAGUUCAGCCAGCAAAACCAGAAGGCCUCGCCCCAUCUGUUUGACCUGUUCAAGACGCCCCGCCUGCGCCGCAACACGCUCAUCCUCUUCUUCAAGUCCAUGGUCAUCACCCUGUGCUACGAUGCCGUAUCGCGAAACGUUCAGGGCCUUGGCAUUUCGCCAUUUGUGAUGUUCUCGCUGAGCGCCACCGCGAUUCUGCCGGCCUGCCUGCUGAUCAUCGCCCUGCAAGAUCGCAUCGGUCGCAAGGCGAUGGCCUCCGCCUCCCUGCUGCUGAGUGGCAUUUUCAUCUCGGUCACCGGGGGCAUCAUCUUCGCCGCCGCAGCAUCGGAUAAGACCACCACCCUGCUGGUAAGCCUCUCCGUGGUGGGUCGUUUUGGAGUAACAGUGGCCUACAACUCGGGAGCCCAGUAUGCCACCGAGCUGAUCCCCACCUGCGUUCGGGGUCAGGGAGUGGCUGCAGUCCAUGUGGCCGGCUACGCCUUCACCUUCUUCAGUGCCUACAUCCUGUAUACGAGGAGCAUCUUCUCGCCGCUCCCCGAGAUUAUCCUGGGCGUGCUGUCCUUGCUGGGGGCUUGUCUCUGCCUCCUGCUGCCGGAAACCCUUCAUCGCACUUUGCCCACUUCCCUGGAGGAUGGGGAGAAUUUCGGGAAGAGCGAUCGCUGGUACACCUUCAGCUUCCUGGAGAAACGCACCCAAUCAGCAGCCACUCUGGACACCCAAAACGUCAAGAUGUACUCGCAAUCGACGGAAUCGGCCGUCUACUUUUAGUAAAUACUAAAAAUAUACUUUUAGGCAGCGGAAGUCGGUUGGGUUUUAUCACUGCAGUUGUAGUUUUCUGUAGAGCCCACCAAAUUGUUAGUGUAUAUAAAAUGAGAAACGGUGUCCAAGACAUAAAAUACAGUUGUAGAAUAAGUUUACCAAAUGUGUACAAUAGAAAAGUGAGAAAGCAAUAAAUUGAUAUUUUAAUAUUGGUUA
Molecule: messenger RNA, 2248 nt
Organism: Drosophila subpulchrella
Lineage: Eukaryota; Metazoa; Arthropoda; Insecta; Diptera; Drosophilidae
Product: organic cation transporter protein
Exons: 6
Coding region: 389-2041 (550 amino acids)
Biological process (GO): transmembrane transport
Cellular component (GO): membrane
Molecular function (GO): transmembrane transporter activity
Source: RefSeq, a predicted model, not a curated record